This is a messenger RNA of Drosophila mauritiana, 1242 nucleotides long. RefSeq lists its product as uncharacterized. NCBI's taxonomy places the organism in Eukaryota, Metazoa, Arthropoda, Insecta, Diptera, Drosophilidae. The coding region runs from base 169 to 1176 and encodes 335 amino acids. The record is from RefSeq and is a predicted model, not a curated record. Gene Ontology annotation, molecular function: DNA binding. The transcript has a single exon.
AACAAUUUCCAUCGCUAUUAGUUUGCAAACACAAAUUGAAACUCGAAUUCUAGAAAUAUAGAUUUCAUUGAGGAAAUUACCGUUAAGUGGUAUCUUAAAAUAUACAGUUGAAGUAGUACACAAUUUUGUUGUAGAACUUUGGAAAAACACAGUGCGAAAAAUAUCAAAAUGAGUACCGACAGCGCCGAGGAAACGGUGAUCCAUUCCACUGUUCCCCAUUUGGAGAUUAACAUAUCAAACACCAACAUCAGCGGCCAGAUUGUUUUAAACGACGUGCUGCUCAUGGAGAUGCUCGCCCGGUAUCCCUUCCUCAUCAUCCCGCAGGUGGAGCCCAAAAUGGACGUUGAGUACAACUCCUGGGGAUGGGAUCAGCUGACCAAGUCCUUUAACCAAAGCUACGAGAGCGUUGAGCUAAGUACUCCGUUCUCCGUAACUGAACUGAAGCUGCGGUGGGUGAAGCUGCGCCCGCUGCUCAAAGCCUUUGCGGCUGUCAAAGGGCAAAUCCCUGAACCUCUGUGGCGGGAGAUGAACGAUGUACACAAAUUGCAAAUCCCUGAACCUCUGUGGCGGGUGAUGAACGAUGUGCACAUUCGCAUGCAAUCCGCGAAGCCGGCGGAUGUGCCGAAAACCAAGUGUCAGGAGUUUCUUCUCAGUCAGUUGCCCUUCGUGAAAUCUCUGUCGCCAGCGGAACGCCGGCAUUUAGAAGUGGAGGUCCUCGACCUCAUCCUGGAGCAAGAGCGCCAAGAGAAAGCCACUCGACAGCUGGGUCCUAUGGAACAGAAGACAGUUCAGAGCGAAUACGAGGAAUUUCUUAAAGCGAUACGGGUGAAAGAGCUUCCAGCGAACACUUUACUUCGUCCGGCAAUUGACGGAUUCCGCAUUAGCCCACGCAACAUAAGACCCAACGUAGCAAGUGCCAAUAAAAGAAUAAGCUAUAAUGGUGUUAGCAAUGAAUCAAAUGAUGUCAAAAUCAAAACAGAAACAGCGAUAGAGCCUAAAAUUGAAGAUGCAACAAAAUUUGACGAACGACCGAUAGAAACACCACGCUAUGUUCCACUUAAAAGCGCGAAAUAUUACAUUAAAAGUUGUCGCAUCCGGGUGAAGCGAGUGGAAAUUGAUGAUUAUUUACCCUUAGCUAGAAUACUGCGCUCCAGGCGGCCUACGCUGAGAACAUGACUUUCUUUCGUAUAAAAUGCACAUAAGUUUAUUAAAAAAUACAUUACUAUAAAUUACAACUUAAAA